Messenger RNA from Tripterygium wilfordii, 1035 nucleotides. RefSeq lists its product as uncharacterized. Lineage: Eukaryota; Viridiplantae; Streptophyta; Magnoliopsida; Celastrales; Celastraceae. The coding region runs from base 1 to 1035 and encodes 344 amino acids. The record is from RefSeq and is a predicted model, not a curated record. The transcript is spliced from 3 exons.
AUGCCUUGCAGGACAAAUAAAUUACAGGGUGCGAAAUGGGUAGCUGAAAUUUUACAUGGACACCCAGAUAGAUGCUACGAGACUUUUAGGAUGAAGAAAAAGAUUUUUCGAGACCUAUGUUAUCAACUGAGGGAUAAGUACAUGUUACGAACAAGUAACUACGUUCAAAUACCGAAAAUGGUUGGGAUGUUCCUCUUCACACUGGGCCACUGUGCAGGGAAUAGAUUGGUGCACGAAUGUUUUAAGCAUUCUGGAGAAACAGUUAGCAGGAUGUUCCAUGAGGAGAACCAGUUUGACGAAGUCCUAGUUAAGAUUAGGGGUGACCCAAAAUAUAGCCCCUUUCAAAAUUGUGUUGGUGCCAUCGAGGGAACACAUAUCCCAGCUGUGAUUCCUAAACCUGACAGAGGUCGAUUCAUUGGGAGGAAAGGCACAACGACCCAGAAUGUAAUAGCAGCGUGUGACUUUGAUAUGCUGUACAUAUUUGUGUCAGCUGGAUGGGAGGGAUCAGCACAUGAUGCACGUGUGUUCCAAGAUGCAAUUUCAACACCGGAAUUACGAUUUCCAAUGCCACCUCGAGGAAAGUAUUAUCUGGUUGAUGCGGGGUAUCCUAAUAGGACCGGUUUUCUUGCACCCUAUAAAGGUGAGAGGUACCAUUUAUCUCAGUUUGAAAAUGGUCGCCGAGCAACAGGUCCUCGUGAGGUGUUCAAUCACACGCACUCGUCACUCCGAAGUGUAAUUGAAAAAAUUUUUGGGGUUACCAAAAAUAGGUUUCCUAUAUUGAGGAAGAUGUCAUCUUACCCCUAUGAAACCCAGGUUCAAAUUGUAAUUGCGUGCAUGACACUUCACAACUUCAUUCGAUUGAGGGUGACGAAUGAUGAAGAAUUUACAGAAACGGAUGAAGGGGCAAGUAGUUCAUCUCAAGAACCAACUACUGAAGAUGCUGUUAUUGGUGUUGAUGAUUUAAGUGAUGACAGGACCAUGUCCUCUAUUCGGGAUAAGAUUGCAGAUAAACUUGUGCGUAGGAGGCAGAGGUAG